Messenger RNA from Polypterus senegalus (gray bichir), 1157 nucleotides. RefSeq names its product cholesterol 25-hydroxylase like 2 (gene ch25hl2). Lineage: Eukaryota; Metazoa; Chordata; Cladistia; Polypteriformes; Polypteridae. The record is from RefSeq and is a predicted model, not a curated record. Bases 126 to 998 code for a protein of 290 amino acids. Gene Ontology annotation, molecular function: C-4 methylsterol oxidase activity; steroid hydroxylase activity; iron ion binding. Gene Ontology annotation, biological process: cholesterol metabolic process; sterol biosynthetic process. The transcript has a single exon.
CUUUAAGAAAAGACACUUAAUCCAGCUUCAGUUGCCUAGAGUAAGACUUGCUGAGGGACGGGUUUUUAAGAUUUGCUUUAAGAUUUCCAUCCAGCCAUCACUGGUACCUACGUUGUACUGAGCACAUGAUGGAAUUUCUGUUCUGUUACUCCCAGGCCAUUCACAUGGCAAACAUGACAAGCUACAUUCCCGGAAAGUCAGUACUGCAGCUCUUUUGGGACUACCUGCUCACCAAUUUUCAAGACACCCUUAGAUCUCCUCUGUUCCCGAUCAUACUGUCAGUGUCUACUUACUUUUUCUUGGUUACCCUUUUCACCCUCCUGGAUGUAUUGGCGUAUAUACUCCCAGGUAUCAAUCAAUACAAGAUUCAUUCGAAGAAGCAGGUGACGUUGAAUGAAAUCCUGAAGACUCUGGGACUAACUGUUUACAACCAUUUAGUCUUUAUUUUUCCUGCCACGGUAGCUCAGUGGUACUGGAGGCCACCGGUUCCUUUGCCAAAAGAAGCACCAAGUUUGUUGGAGUUUGUUUUCGGCAUCCUUGGAUGCACCAUCCUUUUUGACUUCCAGUACUACCUGUGGCAUAUGCUGCACCACAAAAUCAAGUGGUUGUACACCACUUUCCAUGCCAUCCAUCAUGAAUUUUACGAACCUUUCAGCCUUGUGACCCAGUACCUGUCUGCGUGGGAGUUAAUCUGCGUUGGCUUUUGGACUACAGUAGACCCGGUUUUUUUUCAGUGUCACUGCCUCACUGCAUGGAGCUUUAUGGUGUUUAAUGUCUGGAUCUCCAUUGAUGACCACUGUGGCUAUGACUUUCCUUGGUCAAUGCAUAAUCUGAUUCCUUUUGGACUGUGGGGUGGAUCCAUUAAGCAUUAUGCUCACCAUCAGAAGCCAAGCACAAACUUUGCACCUUUCUUCUCUCAUUGGGACUGGCUUGCCGGUACAGGGUCAGCCUGGGAACAUUCAGCUGCAUUCACAACCAGGCUGAAAAAAAAAAGUUAGGAACCUUUCAUUCUUUUUGGGUUUCCAUUUUAACAAUCCUUUCUGCUGCAACGCAAUGGAGGCUUCUUGCUUUAAAUUCACAUACGUCCAUUUUCGAGCAGUAAUGUAACUCGGAAAGGUCUGCAAUAUGGCUUGAGUUAAUUGUAAGGUAGUCAGUAU